UGUUAUGGUAACCACCACAUGCUUUGGACUUCAUCUGCUAGAAACCCCAGCCAUCAGGAUCAAUAGUCAAAGAUUCAUGGAACUAAAGUCUGAAACACCUGGAGAACCGAGGCUGGGAGUCUAAUCUAUUGGAAGAAAUGAUGUGAGGUUGUCUUUUGUUGAAUUUUCGGAGAAAUGAAAAUGAUCUCAGUAAACAGAUUCGCCUUAUUUACUUUCACCACAUGCUUGUUUUUAACCUCAAAAACUCUUUCCCUCGGUGAUCCAGUCAUAAAAGACUAUCGAGGCGAAGAAUACUACGAUGAUAAUCGCAACUACAUUGAGGCUGGCGGAGCACUUACAGAAGAAAAGCUGAGGAGUAUGGAUCUUGAAUCUAUGAAUGACUGGGAGCUGAAUAAAAUCAUUAGGAGGACAACGCCAGAAAUGAAGAAGAUGGCACAUGCAGCCGUUAACUUGCCACUGAGGUUUGGCAGAAAAGUCAGAGAGGAAAGAAGCAUAAAACCCGCAGCCAACUUGCCACUCAGAUUUGGAAGGGCACCUUUGGGAAGACUUCGGAGGCAUGUCCUUCCUUUUUCACACAGAUUUGAGAGAGCUCCCGAUGUUCAAAGCCUUUCCCGUUCUCUUGCCAAUUUGCCACAAAGAUUUGGACGAUCGCUUCUCUUCGGCCUUCCUCAAGAGACCCAAGAUUCCGAUCAAGACAAAAAUAAGUUCGGCAGUUUAAAAAACUCUAUGAGAAGCGAAUCCAAUGACGAAGAAGCAAAUCACUAAAAGAGCUUGGAUUAAUUUCCUUUGUAGAGAAUUAUUGUGGAAUUGCAACAAAAAAAUAAGAGACCAGGGUUAAAACAUCCCUGCCUUCAAAAGAUGGUUUCCAUUAUAAAGCUUUUGUUCUAAAACAAGCACUUGAGGGUCACUCAAUAUUCUUAUUAUACUCAUUUAUUCCCAUACUAUAUUCUGAUCUCAGCUUGACUCUGUAUAGUUGAUGUCUCAUCAAUUGAAAAAAAAAAAACAUGUGGGGAUGGGAGUAUUGUCAGGUAUGUGGAAGCAAUGUAUGCAAAAUAAAAAAAAUGUAAUUAUA
Molecule: messenger RNA, 1072 nt
Organism: Anolis carolinensis (green anole)
Lineage: Eukaryota; Metazoa; Chordata; Lepidosauria; Squamata; Anolidae
Gene: npvf
Product: neuropeptide VF precursor
Exons: 4
Coding region: 175-765 (196 amino acids)
Biological process (GO): negative regulation of gonadotropin secretion; neuropeptide signaling pathway
Molecular function (GO): signaling receptor binding
Source: RefSeq, a predicted model, not a curated record